AUGGAGGAGACACCGCCGCUCCACGUGGAGCGAGACAGCUCAACCAGCUGCACGCGUCAUGUCGCCGACGCUAGCAUUUUUUCUGCUUCACCUUCCUCUUCUUCUCCCGAUGUUUCGCACGGAAGCGUUCCUCUUGAAGACGACUCUGCAUACACCGUUGACACGAAGGCAAUGCGCUACAUGCCGGUUUCCGCGUUUUUCAAAGUUGGACUGCAUCACCUCGUUACCUCGUUUUCUGCCGAAGAGGCUGAGACAGCUUCUUCUUCGCCCUCUUCGUUUUCAGAGCUUGCCUCCUCUUCAGUCCACUCCUACAAGAACUUGGGUGAGAGGUUUCGAGAGGCCUCUGAACAGGAAGAAGUGUCGAGAGUGACGGACAGAGAGGCGGGUGGGGUUGGGGGUGUCGGGGCCGUUGGGGAGGUGACCAGAUCCGCGAGGCGUGAGGAUGCUGAUGCAGAAGCGAGGAGCCUUGCUGGCAGAAAAAAGCCCGACUAUCAUCCGAUCCAAGCCGCUUUCUUCGAUUUUCUGCGGGCAGUCAACUGGAUGUCUGGAGAAGGCGAAUUGCAGGGAGGACGGGGAGCCACGGAGGAAGAAAAGGAAGCGCCAGCGGGGGACGCUCUCAGCGGGAUUCUCUCUAUGCAGCAGCUGGCGCUCGUGGACGCAGGAGUCUAUGUGCGUCCGACGCUCUCGGAGCUGCUAGCGGAGCUCGAGGACAACCAGCAGAUGAACAAAAUGAAGCGGCGCUGUGAAGCGAUCGACGCGGAAGUGACGCGUCUCCUCGACUCGCAGAGAAAAACCCGAGACAAAGCUGACAGCGGGUCGCAGCCGACGCACGUGUCUCCCUUGUCCCGCUCGUCUGCGGGCUCGGAUGCUUCGUCGCUGAUUCGCCUCGCAGCGAUAUCUGCGGAAGCGGCGCGCCUUCGCGAGGAGAAGGCGCAGCUGCGCAAGCACAUGCACGAGCUUCGGCGGUUCGCCGGCGAUAUCUGGUUUAUGGAGGGACUCGACCCUGCAUGUGACGCCGUGUCUCUGGAGCGCUUCAUCUCGCUCUUCUGCUCAGACGAACGCGCGGCCUCGCAGGUGCGCGCCGCGGAGAAACUCUUCCAGCUCUGUCAGCGAGCGACGCGAGAGGGAGGAGACGGGGCCAGAAUUGACUUCGAAACCAUGCUCCACGAGCUCCCCACGCGAGCAUUUGAAGUCAUGUUCGUCGUCAGGGAGAUGAAGAAGAAGUCGCGACAGUCCUUCCGAUACUCUUGGAUCUAG
Besnoitia besnoiti is the source of this 1257-nucleotide messenger RNA. RefSeq lists its product as uncharacterized. NCBI's taxonomy places the organism in Eukaryota, Apicomplexa, Conoidasida, Eucoccidiorida, Sarcocystidae. The transcript has a single exon. Bases 1 to 1257 code for a protein of 418 amino acids. The record is from RefSeq and is a predicted model, not a curated record.